Molecule: messenger RNA, 321 nt
Organism: Gongylonema pulchrum
Lineage: Eukaryota; Metazoa; Nematoda; Chromadorea; Rhabditida; Gongylonematidae
Source: the annotation of a GenBank genome assembly
AUGAUUCUAGUGCUGUUGUUGCAGAUGUCCUCAGUGCUCGUUGGCGGUACAGAUGUUGCUGCAGGUGCAGCCCAGGCAGCUUCACUCAGUAGUAACAGCAAAUAUCGCUCCUAUGUUGCGGCGGUAUUUCAAGCAAAUGCAAAAUUCGGUGAUAUCCCAAAGGCGGUGACGGUGGCAAAGCGCCUUUCGCAAUGCCUUCAUCCGGCCCUCCCACAUGGCGUCCAUCUAAAAGCGCUGGCAACGUAUCAGCAACUCUUCGAUAUCCUUGGCCGCAAAGAUCUUCCCGAAUUACUUUAUCUUUUCGCUGUUGGACUUUUUCCG